GAUGGUGGGAAGGGUUAGUCUAUGCUAUUUCUUCCUUUGAUCUUUAUCUUCGAAUUCAAUCCUACAAAUGCACUAAUCCCCGAGGCUAAGUUGUGUGUCUAAUUAAGCUAUCUUGCUUGACACAAGUGUAAGCAGGAAUUUAGAAAUAUCUGCAGAGCCACCUGAAGCUAAAGUCAUUAUCUUAUAACCUGCAGGGGUGCAGCUGUAAAACAUGAAUUCAGAUGAAAGUGCAAAGUCUGAUGCCAAACCUGAUGUCACUGUGACUGGAACUGCUAAAACAUGUUUGAUUGAGAUAGGCAACAGUGAAAAUGCAUACCUUUUUCGUGUUGCGCUUCCUGGUGUAAGGCAUAAAUGUACUAUCAAAUUUGACAUACAGAGAGAUGGGAGAGUACAGAUAGAAGGUGUGAUUACAGAGAGUGAGGCUUUGAAAAACUCUCUCGAGGGUUAUGAGAUGAAACUUCAGCAGCUUCCGUCCCCUGGGCCUUUUACCAUAUCGUUCAAUUUGCCAGGACCUGUUGAUCCUAGAUUAUGUUCCCCACAGUUUAGCACAGAUGGCGUUUUGGAAGCCAUUGUAAUGAAAUAUCAGAUACCUUUGGUUUCAGCUGAAGGUUUUCCUGAGAAUUGGUACUAUGGCUCUUUCAUAGAUCUUGAAUUGUAGUUCGUCCACAUUCCCCCAAGACACAUGGGAAUUUAUUUGUUUCACAACUUUUGUAAUGAAUAUAGCACAGCAUCAGGAACAACUUCUCAACUUCUAGGUAGCCAUACCUGUACAACAAGGGAUUUUGCAUUAUAUGUUUCAUUGGAGAUUUUGCCAAUGUUUACUUGAUUUUGAACCAAGUGUGUACUUUUGUGGAACAAAAACUUGGAGUGUUGACAUCUUUUCCAUCUUUAUUAUGGUCUAUGUCUUCUAUGUCUUAUCAUCAGCUUAAUGUGAGUCCAUUAUUUGCCUGAGUAUGGGAAAACCAUGAAAAGGUAUGUAUGAGGCAAGAUUUUUAAGACUUCAGCUAUAUGAUAUGUGUUGGUGAAAUUACAAGAUUACAAAUUACAAUUGAAAAAUAAAAUGAAGAAAAUAAAUUCACUUCUUGGCUGAGGCGCGGAUAUCUUGCUCUCUUUAAGGAGAUUCAACCCAACUACUGCAAA
This is a messenger RNA of Solanum dulcamara, 1140 nucleotides long. Its product is annotated as increased DNA methylation 3-like. NCBI's taxonomy places the organism in Eukaryota, Viridiplantae, Streptophyta, Magnoliopsida, Solanales, Solanaceae. The record is from RefSeq and is a predicted model, not a curated record. Gene Ontology annotation, cellular component: nucleus. The transcript is spliced from 2 exons. Bases 212 to 658 code for a protein of 148 amino acids.